AGAUGGCGUCAUGGAUUCCAAUCGUUACGCUAGUGAUCGGCGGUUGCCUGUUUCCGGCUUCAGUGGACUGCUUGGUUCGAAUGUACAAGCUCGAUGUGGUGAUGAAGAACACCACUAAAUUGUGUUCAACUAAACCCAUUGUUACAGUCAAUGGAAUGUUCCCUGGUCCUCGUCUCAUUGCUAGAGAAGACGAUACACUGCUUGUAAAAGUCAUCAACCAUGCCGAUUACAAUGUCACAAUCCACUGGCAUGGAGUUAAACAAUUUCGGACUGGUUGGGCUGAUGGUGCUGCAUACAUAACUCAGUGCCCGAUUCAACCUGGCCAAACUUACUUGUAUAAUUUCACGCUCAGCGGCCAAAGGGGUACUCUUUUUUAUCAUGCUCACAUUCUCUGGCUCCGGGCCACUGUCCAUGGAGCUCUUGUCAUCUUGCCCAAACGUGGUGUUCCUUAUCCCUUCCCUAAACCUCAUAAGGAAGAAGUCAUCCUGUUAGCUGAAUGGUGGAAAUCAGAUGUUGAAGCUGUCAUCAAUCAAGCUCUCCAAACUGGCCUCAUUCCCAAUAGGUCUGAUGUUCAGACCAUCAAUGGCUAUCCAGGGCCUGUCUCAAGCUGCCCUUCAGAGAGAGGAUAUACGUUACAUGUAGAACCUGGGAAGACAUACAUGCUAAGAGUCAUUAAUGCUGCACUGAAUGAAUUUUUCUACUUUAAGAUUGCUGGCCAUGAACUCAUCGUGGUUGAGGUUGAUGCUUCAUAUACAAAACCCUACAAAACUGAGACAGUUCUCAUAGCUCCUGGCCAAACCACAAAUCUUCUUUUAACAGCAAGUAUAAGAACCGGCAAUUUCAUGGUUGCCGCCUCACGUUUGAACAGCAACAUAACCGCCACUGGCACGUUAAACGGUAUUAUUGGUAGUCAUGAUGAUGCAGCCACCAUUGUCACUAUCCCAAUCGCAGCUUCUGAAAACGCCAGCACCCAACUUGUCGACAACGUUACUGAUCAUGCCUUAAGAAGCCUAAACUCAAAAGAAUAUCCUACUACAGUCCCCUUGAAGAUUGAUCAUUCUCUUUUUUUCACCAUUGGCCUUGGAAUGAUGCCUUGUUCAACUUGUGUUAUUGGCAAUCGUGCUGUCGCUCACAUUAACAAUGUCACUUUCGAUGAGCCAAGUAUCUCGCUCCUUCAAGCUCAUUUCUACAACAUAAAAGGAGUUUACACAGACGAUUUCCCUGCCAACCCACUUAAUAAAUUCAACUAUACGGGCGAACAACCAAAGAACCCUCAUACCAUGAAAGGGACAAGAGUUUAUCGCCUUCCUUACAACUCAACCGUACAAAUAGUUUUACAAGAUACGGUGAUGUUUUCCGGGGAAAGCCACCCGUUGCACUUGCAUGGCUUCAAUUUCUACGCAGUUGGAAGCGGGUUAGGGAAUUUCAACCCCAAGAAGGACCCAAAGAAAUUCAAUCUUGUUGAUCCUGUAGAGAGGAACACCAUUAGCGUCCCUGCUGGUGGAUGGACCGCUAUCAGAUUCAGGGCAAAUAACCCAGGGGUUUGGUUCAUGCAUUGCCAUUUGGAGGUGCACAAAACAUGGGGGAUGAGGAUGGCAUUUGUAGUGGACAAUGGGAAUGGCCCCAAUGAAUCAAUUUUGCCACCUCCCACUGACCUUCCCGAGUGUUAGCAAACAAAAAGUGAUUGGCGAAACAGCCCACAAAUGAAAAUGGGUGAAAAUACAAAGAUGUCUUUUGAGCAAGCUCAAAGAAAGCCUGCGUUUUGAGCUCUAAAGUACUGCCGGCUAAGCCUCCAGUGGUCACUGUUAUUAGCAGUCGAGAUAAAUCGAACUCAAGACCUCCUGGGUUAUACUAAAAGAGUCUCUAUUCAAUCACUUGGCUACCUAAGGGUGGUUAAGCCUACUCAUAAUGGAAUAAACGUCUAUUGGGUUUUUGUUUUUGUAUUUUUUGGGAUUUAAAUUAUUGUACCAGAAUCACUUCAUUCAACAUAUUUAUA
Molecule: messenger RNA, 1996 nt
Organism: Pistacia vera
Lineage: Eukaryota; Viridiplantae; Streptophyta; Magnoliopsida; Sapindales; Anacardiaceae
Product: laccase-16-like
Exons: 6
Coding region: 3-1670 (555 amino acids)
Biological process (GO): lignin catabolic process
Cellular component (GO): apoplast
Molecular function (GO): hydroquinone:oxygen oxidoreductase activity; copper ion binding
Source: RefSeq, a predicted model, not a curated record